CGCGUCUGGACGUACCCGCGAGCGGUUCCCCUUUGGGGCACCGCACAGCCCCAACACCGCCAGCCGUCCCGGCGCGAAGGCGGCCGCCGAGUAUUACCCAGAGCCUCAGGAUCCGAGGUGACCGCCGUGAAGAUCGCCAACAAGAAGUAGCUCCCACCGCAGCCCCGCUACUCCAGAUCCCCUCCCCCACCUCGCCGAGCCCACCGGCCUUCUAGUCCCGCGUCGCUCGCCUUCCGCGCCUGCGCAGAACCUCGCCGCCGCGCGCGCCUAAAACCACGCCCCUCGCGCUGGACCACGCCCUCUGAGGCCCCGCCCUGUCGGCCGGAUCCCACCCUCUGCCUGCAGGACCCCGAACCCAAAUGAUCCUGCAGCAGCCCCUGGAACGAGGCCCCCCAGGUCGGGCCCAGCGCGACCCACGGGCCGCGUUAGGGACGCCCCGAGCCCAGGACGUGAGCUCCCCUCUCCGAGGAGCUGUGCCCAUGAGCACCAAGCGGCGCCUGGAGGAGGAGCAGGAGCCCUUGCGAAAACAGUUCCUUUCUGAAGAGAACAUGGCCACCCACUUCUCUCGACUCAGCCUGCACAAUGACCACCCUUACUGCAGCACCCCCAUGGCUUUCCCCCCAUCUCUGCCCCCACUCAGGAGCCCUUGCUCUGAGCUGCUUCUCUGGCGCUACCCUGGGAACCUGAUCCCUGAGGCCCUCCGGCUGCUGAGGCUAGGGGACACCCCCACCCCCCACUACCCUGCCACCCAAGCUGGAGAGAUAAUGGAGCUCUGAGUGCUGGUGGGCAGUAUUUCUGCCCACCUUCCUUCUUCCCCACAACAGAGAAGAUCAGCAUCCCUACUGAGGGACCAGCUGUCCUAAAUAUUCUCCAGACUAGGCCUCUGGGCUCCAGGACCUACCCUCUACAGAGGAGGACACUGAAUCCCACAGAGCCCUGGGGAGGGAGGGGCAGGAGGGACAGGAGCAUGGGAAGGGAGGCAUUCCCCCCAGAACUGAAUAAAGAUUGCUGAGCAAAUGAAGGCUUCAGUCUGGAACCCUGGGGCCUUUGGGAAGGAAGGUGGGAAGGCUGGGGCGCUGGAUGCUUGCGGUUUCUCAGAAUCUUCCCUGGAAAAAACGGUCAGGGGCCCGGCCAGGUCCUGGCAGGCUGGGCUCAGGCAUUGAGAAUGUGUGAGUCAGAGCCUCACCCCCACCCCCGCGGCUGACUCACUCCUCCCUCCAGCUCUGGGAAGUUGGGCUGGGGAUCAUGCCACUCUCCGAACCAUUUAAAGUUAAAGAUUCUUUUAUUAAUAAAUUCUCCCGCCCUUCCAAACUC
Messenger RNA from Neomonachus schauinslandi (Hawaiian monk seal), 1314 nucleotides. It is a transcript of the gene HCFC1R1, whose product is annotated as host cell factor C1 regulator 1. NCBI's taxonomy places the organism in Eukaryota, Metazoa, Chordata, Mammalia, Carnivora, Phocidae. The record is from RefSeq and is a predicted model, not a curated record. The transcript has 4 exons. Bases 360 to 776 code for a protein of 138 amino acids.